AUGGAUCGACCGCAGUUAAGGGAAAUGUGGUUGGAAGCCAUCACUUUUGCAUAUUUGGUUAACUUUGUAGCAACUUUCAUUGGUGUCUACGAAGCACAGGUUGGCUCUCGUCUCAGGAUAAGCCUUGGACCAGAGGUUGUCACCUGGAAGCGAGUGAGGCAUGAAGGUGUAGAAGAGUUCAUCAAACACUGUGAUGAAGGCGUAAACGAGCCGAGAUGUUUCCGAUUUGUUACAGCGGAUGACCGACCUGCUCUACCCGAGUCCAGUAACGCAACUGUUCUUGCAAAUGGUACUCUACUCAUUGAAGUUUUCAAGAAAACCGACGUUGGCACUUAUUCCUCUCCCGAUCUCAAGCCGAAGGAAUACGUACAUCCGGAUGGCACAACUGCGAAGAUUCACCCCAGCAUUAUAUUCGUUGAAGAGAAGGAGUAA
Ostertagia ostertagi is the source of this 432-nucleotide messenger RNA. Lineage: Eukaryota; Metazoa; Nematoda; Chromadorea; Rhabditida; Trichostrongylidae. The record is from the annotation of a GenBank genome assembly.